Oppia nitens is the source of this 1611-nucleotide messenger RNA. It is a transcript of the gene Rpn5, whose product is annotated as 26S proteasome non-ATPase regulatory subunit 12-like. The record is from RefSeq and is a predicted model, not a curated record. The coding region runs from base 119 to 1519 and encodes 466 amino acids. Gene Ontology annotation, cellular component: nuclear proteasome complex; cytoplasm; proteasome regulatory particle, lid subcomplex. The transcript is spliced from 6 exons. NCBI's taxonomy places the organism in Eukaryota, Metazoa, Arthropoda, Arachnida, Sarcoptiformes, Oppiidae.
AUUCAUGUAUUAAUGUUCAAUGAAUUAGCAAUUAUUGUGAACACAAAACACAAGUCAUCUAAACAUUGCUUUUCUUUAAUCAUUUGUCACUGACUUUGUUGUCAUCACCGGUAAAGAUAUGUCUUCAGACAUCACAUACGAUGGCAGUCGACUCCUUAAGAUGGAAGUUGAUUAUAGCAAUACCGUCGAUGAGAAGAUACCAGUUUGUGAACGAUUAGCUAAAGAGGGAAAACUUAGUGAAGCGUUGGACAUAUUAUUGUCACUCGAGAAGCAAACCCGAACCGGAUCAGACACUCACUCGACGAGCCGAGUAUUGGUCGCAAUCGUUAAGCUUUGUUUUGAGGCCAAAAACUUUAAGGCGUUGAAUGAAAACAUCGUUUUGUUAACUAAAAGGAGGUCUCAAAUAAAGCAAUCGAUAACCAAAAUGAUUGAAGAGUCCUGUAGUUAUGUGGAUCUAAUUGACGACAAAGCAGUUCAACUCGAGUUUAUCGAUACGUUGAGGACAGUAACAGCCGGAAAGAUAUAUGUUGAGGUAGAGAGGGCUCGACUGACACUAAAGUUGGCGCUAAUGAAGGAAAAAGAGGAAAAAAUAGAAGAAGCGGCAGAUAUUCUUCAGGAACUUCAAGUGGAAACAUUUGGUUCAAUGGAUAAGAAGGAGAAAGUGGAACUUAUUUUAGAACAAAUGCGUUUCUGUUUGGCGAAGAAGGACUUUGUCAGGACUCAAAUUAUCAGUAAAAAGAUUCAAACGAAGUAUUUCGAAGAUCCUGAAGUCCAGGACUUGAAGUUCAAAUACUACAAUCUUAUGAUCCAAUUGGAUCAGUCCGAGGGCUCGUAUUUAGCCAUUUGUAAACAUUAUUUGGCAUUAUUUAACUCACCAUCGGUUCAAUCGGAUGUCAAUAAACGAACCAAUAUAUUGAAGAAUUGUGUGAUUUAUAUAAUAUUAGCGCCGUUUGAUAACCAACAGAGCGAUCUCAUCAAUAGAGUUAAAGGGGAAAAGGCUUUGCAGGAUAUCACUCGUUAUAAUGAACUCAUUAAGAUGUUCACCAAUUGGGAACUAAUCAAUUGGCGCUCAAUUGAGGUGUCAUUGCAACAGCUUUUACGUGUUGGUGGACCAGAUCUUGAGUUACAACCAACCGGUGCUUUUGAUGCCUCUGAAAGCGGAAACAAGAGAUGGAAUGACCUCAAGAAUAGAGUUGUUGAAUAUAAUAUCAGAGUUAUGGCUAAAUAUUACAGUCGUUUACGACUUCAACGAAUGUCAGAACUUUUAGGACUUAAUCUUAAGGAAACGGAAGAAGCGUUAAGUGUUCUGGUAGUGAAUAAAACCAUUUGGGCUAAAGUCGACCGAUCCUCAGCUGUCGUAAACUUUUCUCAACAAAAAGAUCCGAAUCAAGUGCUUAACGACUGGUCCAAAGACAUCAACUCAUUGAUGCAAUUGGUUUGUAAGACUAAUCAUCUGAUUAAUAAAGAAGAGAUGAUUCAUCAAAACUACAGUCCAUCACAAGUCGAGGCAAACAAUUGAUUGAUUCAAUGCUUUUAUAAUACAAAUAUAAUUUUGUUUUUUUCUAAACUAUCCAUCGGUUAUUAGUUUCUUAACAAAUAAAUACUAUAAUA